Messenger RNA from Aspergillus mulundensis, 1548 nucleotides. RefSeq lists its product as uncharacterized. Gene Ontology annotation, molecular function: heme binding; oxidoreductase activity, acting on paired donors, with incorporation or reduction of molecular oxygen; iron ion binding. Lineage: Eukaryota; Fungi; Ascomycota; Eurotiomycetes; Eurotiales; Aspergillaceae. The transcript has 5 exons. The record is from RefSeq and is a predicted model, not a curated record. Bases 1 to 1548 code for a protein of 515 amino acids.
AUGGUCGUCACUCCCAUGCUGCAGCCCCAUCUUCAGAAGUACCUCCCCAAGCGUCUUUACGCACGUAUCGACCUGGCAAUCUAUGGCUGGGAGUUUCGACGGAAGGAUGAGGUGCAUGGGAGAUUAGGGAAGACGUUUGCGUUGGUUACUCUGGACGAAUGUACCCUGGUAGCGGAUCCAGCACUUGCGUCGGCUAUACUGCAGCGGAGAAAGGACUUUCAUCAGCCGGCGGUUGUGGAAAAGGUCAUGGGGAUUUUCGGUUCGAAUAUUGUCACUGUGAGUCUCGUGGCUUUUCCUCGCGACUUUAUCCUAGGUGCCGAUGCUAAACGGAAAUGGAAAUUAGUCCAACGGUGCGACAUGGCAACGCCAGCGCAGAAUGAUCGUACCGAAUUUCAACGAAAAUAUCUCGCAAACGGUGUGGAAAGAGACCUGUCGGCAAGCGCAGGAAAUGCAAUCUUACAUGCUGCUACGUCCUGGAAACCAAACUCUGAGCGGGCUGCGACAGCCGACCCUCGCAGCUUUGCGCAAACCAUUGACGAGGGGAAAAAUGCUUACUUCGAGACGAUCUUGCUGGUCGCGGAGAUGCUUCUGGAGGCUGCUUUGAUUCCCGCUGCAGUUUUGAAACUGUGGUUUAUGCCGGCGCGGUUGCAGUUAUUGGGCCGUCGAAAGGAGAAGAUGCCCGCGUAUACCAGGGCCGUGUUGGACAUGGAGAGACGCGCGGCUGGCGAGGAGCCCACAUCGCACAGGAGCUUCCUCAAGAUGCUUGUGGGAUGCGCCGAAGAGGCAAAAGGCGCCAGUGCGUCCGAUCUCUUUCUCACGGAUGAUGAAAUCAGCGGAAAUCUGUUCAUCUUCAGCGUUGCAGGCUUCGAGACAACCGCCAACACCAUGGGCUAUGCGGUUAUGCUCUUGGCGGUCUACCCCAAGUGGCAGACGUGGAUGCGCGAGGACAUCCAGCAUCUUCCGCUGGAUCCAUCGGUCUGGAAGUAUGACGAGGUGUUUCCAAAAUCCACUCGCAUUUUGGCGGUGAUGUUCGAAACCCUCCGUCUAUUUACCGCGGUAAUGCACGCAACACGGUCCGUCGCUGAGCCCCAGCAGGUGGCCGGGGCAGCAUCAACCUCCCCGCACCUGCUCCUCCCCCCAAUGGACAUAUUCAUCUCGAUGCAGAUCAUCCACGCCGACCGGGAUCUAUGGGGCCCUGAUUGCGCGGAUUUCAAGCCAUCACGGUGGAUUGACGGUACCGGCCAGCUAGUCACCCCGCCAAAGGGCACGUUCAUGCCGUGGUCGGGAGGCCCUAGGGUCUGUCCGGGGAUGAAGAUGGCUCAGGUGGAGUUUGUUGCAGCUCUCGCGGUUCUCUUUCGGUCCGUAAGGUGUGACCCCGUCCCCCUUGGAGGAGAAGAUCUGGACGCUGCAAGAAGGAGGCUGCGCGGAUUAAUGAGGGACCCUGUUGCUCAGGUCUCGCUGCAGAUUCGGGAUCCGAACGCAGUGGUACUGCGGUGGAGUGAGAUUGGGAGGGGAAGUGGAGAGGGCCGACCAGAUGCUCAAGGGUAG